GAUAAAAGAGCGCAUUGUUUUGUAGCUUGGCUGUGCUGAAGUCGGUACAGCGUUUGAUUUUUAAUAAGCUGUCACGCAUGGACGUUUAGAAAUGUAUAAGUGUGGCUAACAAUGCUGCAAAUAGAUUCACCAUGUUGACUAUCAUACUCCCAAUACUCGCAAUACUUCAUACAGCACCUUGCUUAGAAAUACCAGAAUCAAACGGAGAGCAUGUUGAAUGUGCUCGAAGUAAAAUCGAUCGUAAUGUCACUGUCUCUGCUGGCCAUCAAGCAGGAUCUUUCCUAAAAGCAAAUAAAUCUAUUGCCACUAUGGAAAAAUGUGUUCAGCAAUGCUGUCAAAUGAGCGGCUGUGAUGUAGCAUUCUUCAGUAACGAUGCUUGUUAUUCAGUUAUAUGUAAAGAUGUCGAAUCCUGCGCUCCUGCAAAGAAUACCAAUGCUAGGAUGAACAUUGAAAUAUCGUAUGUUGCUAAACCAAAUAUUGCAAAUAAAAAAUCAUAUGUUACUGAUAAAACAGGAGAGCCAGCUAUUACGGAUAAUUUGAUAUCUGAAGUCACAAAAGAAAGCCCAUUUCUUUUUGAUGAGCCAAAUAGUACAGACGAAGAUGAUACUGAUCUACAACUAAUGCGUUCACGUCGAGAAAGUUGGAAAGAGACUAAAGACAUGGUCAUAGCCAUAACGUGCGGGUUUGUGGCGGUGGCGGUUGGCGUUGCAGGCGUUAUUAUGAUGACACGUCAAUUAGUAGAAGACGAUGACAUCUUCAUUGACUUUGGUACAGAAAUGAAUUUUUGUGAGGAAAAAACUGAAUCAACUGUAUGUAAUUCGGAAGCAAAUGCAAGUGCUGUCAACGAAAGACAAAAAUCGAAACAACAUCAAAGACAUUAGAAAAAAAAAUUUUAACCCACGGUCCAACCUUAUCCCCAACGAUUUUUAUCCUGAAGACGAUGCAGGUUCCUCAUUUGAAGAAAUUUUUAGGACGAGGUUGCUUCAGGGCUUUUUGCUUUUAUUAUAAUUUUGCGAGUAAUAUCACAUUUUUCUUAAUUUUAUAUCAAUCAAAAAAAACUUCAUCGGAUAAGAGAGUCUUUAAAUAAAA
Messenger RNA from Hydractinia symbiolongicarpus, 1089 nucleotides. RefSeq lists its product as uncharacterized. Lineage: Eukaryota; Metazoa; Cnidaria; Hydrozoa; Anthoathecata; Hydractiniidae. Gene Ontology annotation, cellular component: plasma membrane; cytoplasmic vesicle. The record is from RefSeq and is a predicted model, not a curated record. The transcript is spliced from 4 exons. Bases 132 to 881 code for a protein of 249 amino acids.